Patella vulgata (common limpet) is the source of this 4168-nucleotide messenger RNA. RefSeq names its product phospholipid scramblase 1. Gene Ontology annotation, molecular function: phospholipid scramblase activity. The transcript is spliced from 6 exons. NCBI's taxonomy places the organism in Eukaryota, Metazoa, Mollusca, Gastropoda, Patellidae. Gene Ontology annotation, cellular component: plasma membrane. Bases 151 to 915 code for a protein of 254 amino acids. The record is from RefSeq and is a predicted model, not a curated record. Gene Ontology annotation, biological process: plasma membrane phospholipid scrambling.
GCUAACGCCAGAAAAGAUACGAGUGGACUAGCCGACCUGAUAGUGUAUUAUAGCACACCAGUACUACUACUAGCUGUCCGUUGUGUACCAUCGAAAGGAACCAUUGAUUUGACUUUUUAGCUUUGGAAGAACUGACAAUUAACAUCCAAAAUGUCGCAAGGUGGAACCGUUAUUUCUCAACCACAAUCUGGAGAAAAGGGCCAACAAUUCCAGAUGAUGGCCGCACCCCCUCCAAAUAUUGUCGUGCCAGCAGGAUUACCGGCCGGGUUGGCUUAUUUGGCGCAACUUAGCGAGGUCAGAGUACAUCAAAUUUUAGAGUUAUUGGAAGUUAUUACUGGUUUUGAAAAGAAUAACCGAUAUAGUAUUUGCAAUGAAGGAGAGCAACAGUUUAUGUUUGCUAAAGAAGAUACUGAUUGUUGUACACGACAGAUGUGUGGUACAGCUCGACCCUUCGUGAUGAAUAUUACAGAUACUAACGAACAGCCCUUAAUCCAGUUACACAGACCAUUUAGAUGUCAAGGAAGUUGUCUGUGGUGUUGUUAUCUUCAAGAGAUGGAAAUCCAAAGUCCACCUGGUAAUAAAGUUGGAGAAGUUAAAGAAGUAUGGACUUGCUGGACACCUAAAUACCAUGUAUAUGAUGCUACGGGAUCUCCUGUAUUCACUAUUAUUGGUGAUUGCUGUUACUGUAAAUGUUGUACUGAUGUAGUGUUCAGGGUUCUAGCAGGUGUUGAUGAUGGUGGAGAAGAAGUUGGGCAAAUUGUUAAGCAUUGGGGUGGAUGUCGUGAAAUGUUUGGUGGUGCCAAUGACUUCUCUUUACGAUUUCCUGCCAAUAUGGAUUUAAUGAAAAAGACAAUCUUAAUGGGGGCAACAUUCCUGAUAGAUUUCAACUACUUUGAAUAUCGUGGAAACAACUAAACGAAUGAGACAGGUUCAGAAUUUUAAAAACGACGAGAAAAUCAUUUUUAAUUGUUGUAUAAACUCAUUAUUUUUAUUAACCAUUUAAUAUUUUUGACAUAAUCUAGUAAAUUUUGUGUUCAUAUUAUUUAUAUUUUAUUUUUAAAAAUUGUUAUGCUGAUAUGGUAUCGAACAAAAUCUAUCAAUGUCAUAAUCUCAUAUAGUAACAUUCAGAACUAUUGUGUUCAAAUAAUUAAAGUCUGUUGUAGCAAAGUCAGUCAAAACAGCAGAUGUUGCUAAGUUUAUGUUCUUAGUUAACAUCUUCAUUGAGUGCCACUGUGGCAGUUAGUGUAACAAAUUGUUAUUCCUUAAAUAGUUUUUCAAUAUGUCCACACAGGUAAAGCUUGAACUGAAAAACUUCUUUUAAAAAAGAUAAUUUUGAAUUUUAUUUAUAGUAACUGUCCGAUUUUCAGGCAUUGGUCUAAAAGUACAUAUUGGCCAUUAUAUUGAUUUGCUGUCAAUUACAUAUCUCUUGAUUGAUCAUAUAUUGAUGUGUGCUGUUCAUUUCAAUUAUAUCUGUAUUCUGUAUGCUGCAAAUAGCUCAGACAUUUCACUGUGCAGUGAAUUACAUGUAUGUAAAUAUGUGAGUGCUGUAAAUUGCUCAUACAUAUUUGUGUGUGCUACAAUUGCUCAUAUAUAGUUCAGUGUGCUGUAAAUUGAUCAUACAUAUUGUGUGUCCAGUCAAUUGCUCAUAUAUUUAUUUUUCCUGUAUGCACUUGAAAUAGUUUAACUCUGUUUUUGCUCAAGAUAAAAGGUAAUAUCGAGUAUUUAGAACCCAUGACAUACUUAAACAUCUCUGGAUUUUAUUUUAUUUGUGUUGAAUAAAUCUGAAAUACAUCAUUAAACUUAUCUGUCCAUUUAAAUUAAGAUCUGAAUUUGUUCAAACAAAAUCUUCAAAUUUUAUGAAACGAUUUAUUUUUUUUAUAUAUAUAGAGAUUAUAGAGCUGUAAAAUUUUGAUAAUUUAUUUAUUUUAAAUUUCAGAUUACAUUGAUAUUGUAUGCAUAGAACAAAUCCAUCCUUAGUUUUAAAGGAUUUUUAUUAUUUAAUUAACUGUUUUAAUAAUUAGGUAGUGAAUUAAUUGAAAAGGAAAAUCAGCAACAACUUAACUUCUUUUUUGGAGUAGACUAAAUGUCCUGCACAUAUGUUGUUUAACAAUUUGAUCUGAUUAAGUGAUCAUAUCAGUAUAUUAGAAUUAAAUAUUUGACAUCUGUGAGAUUUUUCUUUACAAUGGCUUUCUAAACUUUUCUAAACUUGCUAUUUUGAUAUUUAGAUUGAUUCCAUCACCCAUCUAUUUUUAGAACACUGUGGUAGUCUUGAGUUAUUACAUUGAUAGCUGAAUAAUUUAUUUGGUUAAUUGAUAGAAUACAAUGUUACAGUGCAUUUAUUUCGAUUUCUACAGCUACCAUGACACAUAUUCUACAGUUACUAUGGCACACAUUUUUUUUAGGUUACCAUGAUUCUUGAUGGAUCAUAACUUACUUGUAUGCCAAUUAUCAUUGACUAUAGCUUUAUAACCAUCAAAGUUGUCUCAAGGCCUGCAUAACAACAUUUACUGCAUUAGAUGUCAUACAUACAAUUAUUUAAUUUUUAUAUCAAGCCAUUUUAUGUGUUUUUAUUGGCACACGUGUUCCACUCACAUUUAUUAUAUAAAAUCAAUAGUAAUAUUUGUUAUUUAUAUACGAAAUUGCCAUAAAUUGUGUAUCAGUCCAUAAUAGUAACAUUCAAAUUAAACUACAGAUUUCCAUAACUUGUACUAAGUCUUAUUACUACCAGUAAGAUUAAAGAUGUUUUUUGUAAGAUUCAGAUAAAGAGCUGACAAUUCUUACAAUAAUAGUUUAUAAAAGAAAUAAAUAUUGAAAAUUUCAAUCAAAUUACUUUAUUCUAAGCAAUUGUUGGAAGUUUUGAUAAGAAUAGCGUAGUGUCGAUUGUUAAGACAAUGAAAAAGUCUUGAUUAUCCAUUUUUAAAUUUAAAUUAUUAAAUGGCGAUGGCGUUUCAAUUCACUGUCGGAUAGCAUGGAAAACCGUGUUCCUAUUUAUAAAUUGAUUGUGCACUUAAAAGAUCCCUUGAUAAUUUGAAAUUUCAAAAAGAGUAGACAGAUAUGCUCAAGGCAUUGCACAUGUAACAUGAAACAAACAAUAUGACAUAUUCUCAAAAUACCGAAGAUGCAUAAUAAAAUCACCAAUUUGUUGAGUUAUUACUCAGUAGAACAAACCUGUAUUCAUAUAUUGAACAAAUACACUAAGGAAUGGGGAAAUAAACUUCUUAAAGUGAAGAUAUGUUGGUAAACAACCAUUCCCUAUGGUUAUUGAAUUUCCUCAGUUUUUAUAGUUGGGUCAACAAUUUGCCUUUGUAUUAAAUUUUGUUAUUUUUACAGGUUAACAGUUAGCGUCAGAAUUUACCUGGAAACUUUAUUUUAAACUUGUUCAUGUAUUGGGAACCUAUAAUGAAUAUUUUAAUUACCUGUAAAGGUUUUCAUAUUGUAAUACGUCAUUUGGUUAUAUUGAAAUAUGCCACUUGGUUAUACAUAUAUUGUAAUAUGCUACUUGGUUAUACUGUAAUAUGCCACUUGAUUAUACUGUAAUAUGCCACUUGAUUGUAUUGUAAUAUGCCACUUGGUACUUAUGUUGUAAUAUGUCACUUGGUUAUGGUGUAAUAUGCCACUAAGUUAUAUUGUAAUAUGCCCAGUGGUUGUAUUGAAAUAUGCCACUUGGUUAUACUGUAAUAUGCCAUUUGGUUAUACUGUAAUAUGCAAUGUGGUUAUAUUGUAAUUUGCCGCUUGGCUAUAUUGUAAUAUGCCACUUGGUUAUAUUGUAUUAUGUCAUUUGGUUAUAUUGUAAUUUGUCACUUGGCUAUAUUGUAAUAUCAUUUGGUUAUACUAUAAGCAACUUGGUUAUAUUGUAAUUUGUUUCUGGCUAUAUUGUAAUAUGCCACACGGUUAUAUUGUAAUAUGCCACACGGUUAUAUUGUAAUAUGCCACACGGUUAUAUUGUAAUAUGCCACUUGGUCAUAUUGUAAUGAAAUAUAUAAGUGGGUUAUGAAAUGCAAGUUAGUUGGUUAUUUUAAUGUUGUUGAAUGCCAUGUGUUAAUAUUUUGUUUUAUUAUAAAUGUAGUUGAUUUAUAUUUGUAUAUUUUAGUGAUACUUUUAUUUGAAGCCCUUGACUGUAUGUGCCUAUAUUUCCUUACAUUUUGUAAAUAAAUUGUUCUGCUGAUCA